This is a messenger RNA of Iphiclides podalirius (scarce swallowtail), 435 nucleotides long. The record is from the annotation of a GenBank genome assembly. NCBI's taxonomy places the organism in Eukaryota, Metazoa, Arthropoda, Insecta, Lepidoptera, Papilionidae.
AUGCGUCGUUACCCUCCGUCGGGCGGGGGAUUACAUUCCCGGCGCUCUAUCUGUACAGUCGGGUCCAAGCACGGUCGUUCACACGGCGAACUGUCCACGGGUGCCCCUCGCCGGGUACAUAGUGCACAGCCUAGGACGCGAAACGCCGGCCGCGAUCGUUCGGAGCGGCGUUCGCGGCGUGGAAAAGCCGAAGAAAGUUUCCCGGCGCACUGCGGCGCGGCUGGCGGCGUGAGCGCAGUGAACGCGACCUACCGCACGAGCGCUCCCCGCAACGCUUCCCGGUCCCUCCCUCCAGCCGCUAUUGGGUCACCACACGGCCGUGCGUGCGAACCGCCACCGCACAAUGACUGCAGCGCGUGCACCGCUCUCGCUUCGAGGACGAUCUCUAUUUCGCUCGGCGUCCUUUGCCACAUCGCUGGUGGGGACCGAUCUUUC